This is a messenger RNA of Phaeoacremonium minimum UCRPA7, 504 nucleotides long. Its product is annotated as putative glycoside hydrolase family 61 protein. The record is from RefSeq and is a predicted model, not a curated record. Lineage: Eukaryota; Fungi; Ascomycota; Sordariomycetes; Togniniales; Togniniaceae. The transcript has 3 exons. Bases 1 to 504 code for a protein of 167 amino acids.
AUGGGCCAUGUUGCCGACAAGACGAAGCUCAAGUUCUUCAAGAUCGAUGAGGUUGGCCUGAUUGACGCGGCCAAGAACAACUGGGGAGCCUUGGAGCUCACGAACAACAAUAACAGCUGGCUGGUGCAGAUUCCCAAGGACAUUGCGCCGGGCAACUACGUUCUGCGGCACGAGAUCAUCGCGCUCCACGCAGCAGGCCAGCUCAAUGGUGCGCAAAACUACCCGUUCUGCUUCAGCCUGGCCAUCUCCAGCUCAGGGACUGCCCAGCCAGCAGGCGUCCUUGGCACAGAAUUGUACAAAAAUACGGACCCGGGAAUCAAGUUUGACCUGUUCACCAAGUUCUCUACGUAUCAGAUACCUGGGCCAACACUUUACUCGGGUGCGCUUUCAGUCCCACAAACCAAAGCAGGUGCUAUCAAGGCAACAGCAUCUGGCAUCCCGAGUCUCGCCAAGAGAGCCCGCAGGACACCUGUAGCUGCCUUCGCUGAACCAACUCCUCUUUAA